This is a messenger RNA of Lepus europaeus (European hare), 1077 nucleotides long. It is a transcript of the gene CD244, whose product is annotated as CD244 molecule. Gene Ontology annotation, cellular component: external side of plasma membrane. Lineage: Eukaryota; Metazoa; Chordata; Mammalia; Lagomorpha; Leporidae. The record is from RefSeq and is a predicted model, not a curated record. The transcript has 10 exons. Gene Ontology annotation, molecular function: MHC class I protein binding. Bases 1 to 1029 code for a protein of 342 amino acids. Gene Ontology annotation, biological process: natural killer cell activation involved in immune response.
AUGGGUGCGGUGCAAGCAUUGCACAGCUCUCGCCAGCCCGCCCGCGCCUUGGAGCUGCCCCCGCGCCUCUCAGCUCCCCUGCCCCACCGCAGCCGCUGUCUCCCUGCGCUUCUGCAGCCUCACUUUGACCAGGGUGUUGAUCGUCCAUUCUUAGGAAUCCCCAAAGAACACACUGAAGUCUGUGGCUCCUCAGGGCCUUCGGGAUCUGGGAGCUUGGAUCUUCACAUCAAGGCAUCAGAGCCGCAGGACAGUGGUUUCUAUGUCCUUGGCAUCACCUAUGAGUCUGGGCAUGUUUGUGAAGUCAAGUUCAACGUUUCUGUGUUUGAUCAUGUCAAGAAGCCCCACAUACAGGAGGAGUGGAAGGCUCUGGGAAAAGGAAUAUGCCAAAUGACUCUGUCCUGCCUGGUCAUCAUGGAUGAGCAUGUGAACUAUACUUGGUACAGAGGGAGUGAGCUGCUCCAGGUGGGGAGGAAUCUCACCUAUGUGGAACAGCGGAGUGAUACUGAUGGCGUGAACACAUAUACCUGCAAUGUCAGCAACCGUGCCAGUUGGGCAAGCCACACCCUCAACAUUACCCAGGGCUGUUCGAGUGCCCACCAGGGAUCCAAAUUUCUUCCCUUUUUGGUGGCCAUCAUGAUUCUGACCAUGCUGUUCCUUGGCACCCUCACCUUCUUCUGCAUGUGGAGGAGGAAGAGGAGGCAGUCGUCAGAGACCAGCCCCAAGGAGUUGCUGACAAUUUAUGAAGAUGUCAAGGACCUGCAAAUCAGAAGAAAUCAAGAACAGGAGCAGAAACCCCCAGAAGGAAGCACCAUCUACUCCAUGAUCCAGGCUCAGACUCCUGCUUCUGCUUCAUCAGAAACGUCAAAUACACUGUAUUCAUUAGUACAUAAGUCUGGAUCCAAGGUGAAGAACCAUAACCCUUCCAUCAGUCACUCUGUCUACGAAGAGGUUGGAAAGAGACCACCUAAAGCCCAGAACCCCACUCGAUUGAGCCGUGAAGAACUGGAGAGCUUUGAUAUUUAUUCCUAGUUGCCGUAGCUUGUCUCACCUUUCUUGCACAUCAGCAUCUGCUUUGGA